ACACAGGGAGUUAUUGGUUAGGAGGAGUUUCAUUUGCAGACCCACCAGUCUCCCCUCUCUCCGACAGAAGCCCUCUCUUCCAACGGCGCCUGCAAAGACGGCGUCAUCUCGCCGACUUCAGUCCGCCGCCACGAUGGCGCCGGCAUAAUGGACUCCGUCACGGACUUCGCCAAGAGAUCCACUGAUUAAUGGGAGGAAGAGCAUGUGAUUUAUGUCGGUUGGUUUGAUUUUCCGUUAAUUGUGGCUCCGGGUUUCCACUUCUUCAUCAUCUUGUUGCUCGUUUAUCAAAGAGACUAAAGUCGCUGAAGAUCUCGGAUUACAUGCGUUUAAGAAUACUCAGACUUCUUCAAAAACAGAAUGGCAAGCAAUAUGUCCACAACAAUCGACUAUCUGAUUUCAGACACUGUAAAUGGAAGCGGCUUUUUAAUACAAGGGAAAGAAGAGAAUUCCUGAUUUGCUAUGGCAGCGUCUGCUAAAACUCUCACGGCUAAAACUAGUUCUAUGAAUGGAGAAUGGACAGUUGUCCUACCUCGUCGUGGCAGAAAAAGAACCUGUCCAAUAACAAGAACUCGGGAACAGCAACAACCAGUCUCUUGGGCUCCAACGGAUUUUGAAGUUAAUUCCCUUAGAGAAUCAAAACUGAAGCAGAAGAUGCAAAUCUGUAUGAAGAAACUCGAGACUUCCCAAUUCUUUCUUACUUUACUGGAUCAGAUUCGAUCUCCAGAGAUCAUCCAGUGUUUUCACAAGGUGUUAGGCUCGGAGUUGAAGAUGCAGAUGGUUAUAUAUGGCAUAGGCAGUAUUGAAUCAUACGAAAAUCCUCGAUUGCAGCUGAGCCUUGCUCUUCUGUUAAAGAGUAAGUUCGGCUGGAUUGGGGACAUAGAGGUAUUUGAUCCUAUUCUUUCCGCGACAGAAUCACGGGUUCUUGAAUUUCUAGGUUGUUCUGUCUUAUCAAUUAAUGAGCAAGGUCGGCGAAAGGUGCAGAAGCCAACAAUGCUCUUCAUGCCGCAUUGUGAGGCGGAGUUAUAUGACAAUCUGUUGCAGGAAAACUGGAGAAUUGAGCACUUGAAUAACCUAGUAAUAUUUGGCAAUAGCUUUGAGAAUUAUGAGCAGUUUGUAUCUGAGUUUAAGAACUCAACUGUUGCUUCAGCAAGGCAUAUGUUGUCGGCUCAAAAGUUCACGGAGGAAUUCAAAAUUCAGACAGUUUUAGAUGAUUAUUUUGGUGCUUUUCACGAUUCAAGCUGGCAUUUUUUCAGCCCUGUUAUCGAGCCAGGGCUGCAGUAUGUCAAUUCUUGAUGGAAACAUUGGAAACUUGAUUAUGAUUGAAAAUAGUGCUGAGAUUUAUACAAUAAAUUAUAACUUCCAUUCA
This is a messenger RNA of Morus notabilis, 1366 nucleotides long. RefSeq names its product protein SENSITIVITY TO RED LIGHT REDUCED 1. Bases 460 to 1293 code for a protein of 277 amino acids. The record is from RefSeq and is a predicted model, not a curated record. The transcript has 3 exons. Gene Ontology annotation, biological process: microtubule-based process. Gene Ontology annotation, cellular component: cytoplasm; nucleus. NCBI's taxonomy places the organism in Eukaryota, Viridiplantae, Streptophyta, Magnoliopsida, Rosales, Moraceae.